Messenger RNA from Rosa chinensis, 840 nucleotides. Its product is annotated as protein HIGH CHLOROPHYLL FLUORESCENCE PHENOTYPE 173, chloroplastic. The record is from RefSeq and is a predicted model, not a curated record. Gene Ontology annotation, biological process: NADH dehydrogenase complex assembly. The coding region runs from base 115 to 840 and encodes 241 amino acids. NCBI's taxonomy places the organism in Eukaryota, Viridiplantae, Streptophyta, Magnoliopsida, Rosales, Rosaceae. The transcript has 6 exons. Gene Ontology annotation, cellular component: chloroplast stroma.
AACUCUAGACUUUUGUUGUCUAGUGUUUUCUUACUGGUGAUUCUAGAAAACUGUAGUUAGUAGUUAUUUUUUUCAUAUGGGGUUGCAUCAACUCAAUCAUUUAAUAUAUUUUGUAUGUCUCCUUUAGGAGUUGUUUCCACUGCAAAUAACGGUGGGUUUACAAGCAUCAGAACAAAGAAUCUAUCAACACCUGAGGAUCUCUCUGCAUAUGAUGGUUUAGAGCUGCGCCUUAAAGGUGAUGGUCGUCGUUAUAAACUAAUUGUUCGGACAAGUGGUGAUUGGGAUACUGUUGGUUACACAGCAGGCUUUGACACUAUAAAAGACCAGUGGCAGACAGUACGGCUUCCAUUUUCUUCUUUGAGGCCUAUUUUUCGUGCAAAAACUGUAUCAGAUGCGCCACCAUUUGACCCGAGCAAUAUUGUGUCACUGCAGCUUAUGUUCAGCAAGUUUGAAUAUGAUGGAAAACUCAAUCCUACUUUUGUGGAAGGGGAAUUUAAGCUCCCAGUUUCAAGCAUAAGGGCAUAUCUGAAAGAUCCUAUAACUCCCAGGUUUGUACACGUAGGCUCUGCAGGAGUUACUCGGCCUGAGAGACCUGGACUUGAUCUAAGUAAACAACCUCCUGCUGUGCGGUUGAACAAGGAAUUGGAUUUUAUCCUGACUUUCAAAUUGAAGGGGGAGGAUUUAAUUCGGGAAAGUGGAAUUCCAUAUACAAUUGUGAGGCCUUGUGCAUUAACUGAGGAGCCUGCUGGAGCAGAUCUCAUUUUUGACCAAGGAGACAAUAUAAUGGUAAAUGGAGGACUUAUGUUCCUGAUUGCUUGUAUACUUGGUGAACAUUCAUAG